Messenger RNA from Trichoderma citrinoviride, 453 nucleotides. RefSeq lists its product as hypothetical. Bases 1 to 453 code for a protein of 150 amino acids. NCBI's taxonomy places the organism in Eukaryota, Fungi, Ascomycota, Sordariomycetes, Hypocreales, Hypocreaceae. The transcript has 3 exons. The record is from RefSeq and is a predicted model, not a curated record.
AUGAGGCAUAUCCCCGUCAUCCGCUACUCCAGGAGGCUCCUCCUUGGGGGCAUUGGAACCGGCGUCUGUUACGGGGCCUUUGUGGCCAGUUCUAAUCCCGUUCGAUUCGACUCGCGCCAAAAGUCGCCUUCAACGCCGGCGCAACUUGCAGACACAUCGCGGGAACCACGACUCUCUCCUCGCAUCAUCCGGCAAGUAUCUGCAGGCAGCAUCAUCGGAUUCGGCACCGGACUUGUCGUUUCCAUCUUCUCACGCACUCUUGUCUUCAUCGGCGGAGUGUUGGCGGCUUGUUACCAGCUCGCCUCCUCGUACGGGCCAGGCCUGCCGAGCAUUGUUUCUUCUCACAAGUUUCUCACGGACAAUUUCCCUUUUCUAAAAGUUGGCACAGGCAAUGGCUGGUUUGUAGCAUCUUUCAGCUUGACCUUCAUCUUAGCAGCGUUUGCCCGCCUCUAA